Molecule: messenger RNA, 6037 nt
Organism: Anolis sagrei ordinatus
Lineage: Eukaryota; Metazoa; Chordata; Lepidosauria; Squamata; Anolidae
Gene: ARIH2
Product: ariadne RBR E3 ubiquitin protein ligase 2
Biological process (GO): ubiquitin-dependent protein catabolic process; protein polyubiquitination; positive regulation of proteasomal ubiquitin-dependent protein catabolic process
Cellular component (GO): ubiquitin ligase complex; cytoplasm
Molecular function (GO): ubiquitin conjugating enzyme binding; ubiquitin protein ligase activity; zinc ion binding
Source: RefSeq, a predicted model, not a curated record
GUGACGCCGCGCUGGAGGCCACGGCUUCCGGUGCGCAGGCCACAGCGGCCCGGCUACAGAUGGAGGCGCCCGUCUCCUCGGCGGGGAGGUGAUUUGGUCUUCCUCCCUUUUCUUUCUUCUCCUUCUUCCCUCCCUUCGGUCUUCCCUUUCGCUCGCUGCUGAAGAGGCCGCGUUCAUCCCAACCGCUCUGAGGGAGGCAGACAAGUGAAAUGAAGUCAAAAGAACAAUAAAGUGGUGGAGAACGAAGGAGACAUUGUACCUCUGCUCUGCAGUUUGGCGGAGCACUAAAAUGUCUGUGGACAUGAACAGCCAGGGCUCUGACAGCAAUGAAGAGGACUAUGAUCCAAACUGUGACGAGGAGGAAGAGGAUGAAGAUCCUGGGGACAUUGAAGAUUACUAUGUGGGGGUGGCAAAUGACGUGGAGCAGCAGGGAGCAGAUGCCUUCGAUCCGGAGGAAUAUCAGUUCACCUGCCUGACCUAUAAGGAGUCUGAGAGUACCUUGAAUGAGCACAUGGUCAGCUUGGCUGCUGCAUUAAAGGUCUCGCAUGCAGUUGCUAAGCUUGUAUUAGUUAGCUUCCACUGGCAAAUCUCAGAAAUUUUGGAAAGGCACAAGUCCAAUUCUGUCCAAUUGCUAGUGGAAGCACGAGUUCAACCUGCCUCAUCCAAACACGCCAUGGUACAUUCCUCCCAGCACUGUGCAGUGUGCAUGCAGUUUGUCCGAAAGGAAAACUUGUUGUCUCUGACUUGUCAGCACCAGUUCUGCCGUAGCUGUUGGGAGCAGCAUUGUACAGUACUGGUCAAGGACGGAGUCGGAGUUGGUGUUUCCUGCAUGGCUCAGGACUGUCUGCUCCGGACCCCAGAGGAUUUUGUGUUUCCAUUGCUACCUAGCGAGGAGCUGAAAGACAAAUACAGACGCUACCUCUUCAGGGACUACAUUGAGAGCCAUUUCCAGCUGCAGCUUUGUCCUGGUGCAGACUGCCCUAUGGUCAUACAGGUACAGGAGCCCAAAGCCCGCCGAGUGCAGUGCAAUCGCUGCAACGAAGUUUUCUGUUUCAAGUGUCGGCAGAUGUACCACGCUCCCACAGACUGUGCCACCAUCCGAAAAUGGCUCACUAAGUGUGCGGAUGAUUCUGAAACAGCUAACUACAUCAGUGCUCACACUAAAGAUUGUCCCAAGUGCAAUAUCUGUAUUGAAAAGAACGGUGGCUGUAAUCACAUGCAAUGUUCAAAAUGCAAGCAUGACUUCUGCUGGAUGUGUCUAGGAGACUGGAAGACCCAUGGCAGUGAAUACUAUGAAUGCAGUCGGUACAAAGAAAAUCCUGAUAUUGUAAAUCAGAGUCAGCAAGCACAGGCCAGAGAGGCCCUUAAGAAAUACUUGUUCUAUUUUGAGAGGUGGGAAAACCACAAUAAGAGCUUACAGUUGGAGGCACAGACAUACCAGCGGAUUCAAGAGAAGAUACAGGAAAGGGUGAUGAACAACCUGGGAACUUGGAUAGAUUGGCAGUACCUACAGAAUGCAGCAAAGCUACUGGCUAAGUGUCGUUACACGCUGCAAUACACAUAUCCAUAUGCCUACUACAUGGAAUCUGGUCCCAGGAAGAAGUUGUUUGAAUACCAGCAGGCUCAGCUGGAAGCAGAAAUUGAAAAUCUCUCAUGGAAGGUAGAGAGAGCAGACAGUUAUGACAGAGGGGACUUGGAGAACCAGAUGCACAUAGCUGAGCAGAGGAGGAGGACCCUGCUGAAAGACUUCCAUGACACAUAAAGGAGCAGGAGCACCCAGGGCGCAGGGGCAAGAGCCAAGGGCCAGGCGAUGGUGGUGAGAGCGGCAGCAGAAGCAGCACAAGGAAUUGGCCACCCGUCGCCACCUCUGCCGAGAAGGGCUGAGGACAACACUUCACCCCGCCCCUUGCAAGCCAGACACGAGCUAGCACCACCGCAGCAUAGUCUUCUGUUUUUCUUCUUUUUUCCUGCUUUUUGUUUUUGCCAGGCUAGAGGCUGGAGUUCCAAUUGGCACCUUUUUCCUGGGACUUCUUCCUCCCUUCCGCUCUUGGGAUCGUUCUGGGAGAGAGUUGGUUUUUUUCUUUUCUUUUUCUUUUCCCUUAAUGGGCUGUUAAUAGCAUUAGAUCAUUACAAACUUGCCUAAUUUUUCAACGGUUGUACAAUUAUACAAAACUGACCCUAGAAAAACACAACCCCCCCCCCACACUUUUUAAAAAAAUAAAUUGGAAUUGGAGUGUGUUUCCUUUUGGAUAAGCUGCUUGUAAACUUUAAUGGCUGCUUCUCUCCUCUCCUUCCACCCCUCUUUUGCACUGAAGGUUAUGAAAUAGACCAGCAGUCUGUUUGUCUGUCUGUAUAUCUGUCGGCACCUCUGGAGUGCCCUUUUUUGUAUUGCUUGCCCUGUGACUGCAUGAGGUGAACAGUGCCAAGUCCGGCAUACCAUUGAGGGCUCUCCUUCUCUGGCGUUGCUGCAGCAGUUGGGUAAUGUUCAGGGCAGCAUGGGAAAUGGCUUCAAUCUUACUGUUCCAUUGACUUGAGGUUUUCCUCUCCCCCCCCCCCUCCCCGGCAUGGAUUUGUUUCAUUGCUUUGUUUCUCUGGGCUUCCCUUUUCUGCCAAAAUUUGAAUACUUGAAGGGGUUCUGUGAUUUACAACCUCAGCUCUUGGUAGCAUAGUUACAGAUGUUUGGUUUUGCCUUGGGGCUGCAGGACAAGCCAUGUUUAUGUCUACACCUUGCAGAGGUGUGCAAUCCCAUCACAUUGUGUGACAACCUAGUCCUUGACAUGACUGUAAGGUGACACAUCAAGCUUGAUUCCUCUUGCCCUGACGAGUUCAGGCUUCCCUGCUGUGUAUUGAGAGAAAGCUGUGCCAUUUAACAUGUUUGAUUAUUACUAUUAAUAUUAUUAUUAUUUAGGAAAAAAAUAUUGACAGCAUGACAAGUCCUUUGAAACAUGUUGAAAUUAUAAAUAAGUACUCCUGUCCUAGAUACUACUCAAAAGCUGGCAGAACAUCAGAUUAGUAGAGUGCUGCAUAACUAGUAUGAAGGUUUGUGGUUGCUUUUGAUCGGCAGGAGAUUCCUGGAUGUGUGUUAAGGUCAAUUUUUCCUCCAUUCAUGGUAAAGGCUCACUGUAAAAUAGUGUGUCAAAACUGCUUUGUAUGAUGUGUGGACACUUAGAGAGGAAGGUGGAACUGCUGGCUUUUAUUCCCCCUGAAGUUUCUUUGUUGAUGGUCUGAAAUAAGAAUACCGUUGCCACUUUGUUUUAUAAAAGCUUGUUGCACUGAGCUUUUCUUUGUGCAUUGAUCAUGACUUGUUUGGAUUUGGAGGAUGGGUUGGAUCCUUAUCCUCUGCUCAUUUCACUUGUCUUUCUGACCUUUGAGUUGUACUCACGACUUAGACAUGGAUUGCCCUGGCUCUUGGAGCUCACCUGCCAUGCCACCCUCUGUCCCUUCAGCUGCUGCUACUACUACCUCAGGCACUCCAAGAAAAAUGAUGAUACCCUCCACCUGCUUGCUCCCUUAAUAGAUGACCCCAGGCCCUUUUAAUACGACUAUCUCCCCUUCCACUACUAGCCCAUUAACCACCCAUUAGUCAACUAUAGGAGGGAAGGCGCUAGGCUAACCAUAAAUGCCUAGAAGGGAACUUUCCACAGGCCCAUCUUCUCCUCUUCCUUCCCUCUUCCAUUUCCCUUUCCCCCCAUCCCAUUGGUCUUUUAUAAGUCUCUUUGUAGCUAAUACAGCAUGACAACCUCAUCUGGCUUGCUCCUUUAACCCAUGUUGGUCUGCUGUAAGCGGAGGUCGUGUGAUUGUGUUCUCUUGGCGAUAGAUGUUUCAAUUUUCUCUGCAUGACGUCCACACCUGGGCCUUUUGAUAUAUAGAAACAGAGCCAAACUCUUUUAGCAAGUACAAAAAGUUCAGUCUGUGUGUGAUAUAAAUUACCUACAGGAUAUGUUAGCAUUCAUUCUGUUACUGAUUUUGAUGGAGCUGGAGUGUACAAAUUGCUAGUGCAGGGUUAUUUCAUUAACCCAUCAGCCAUUGGGUCAGAUUGGCUUCCAGAGAUGGAGGGUGUUUAACUUCCCAGUUUCUACUCUUCAGUACUCAUCUGACCUUCUUGCUUGCACAUUGUUCAGUCUCUGAAAGAGGCGCACAUCUUUCCCCCCCCUCUAAACUUAGACUGAAUCCUCUCACUUGUUGAAUUUAUUGUGUUCAGGCAUUCAAAGUUCUGUCAUUUAGUAAAGGGAGUGAUGUAUGACUUGCACUACAUCUGGCAAACACUUAGGAGCUGGUUGAGUUUGAUGGUGGUGCGGUCACAACUUCCAACGUCGAACCACGCUUUCUAUACAGUCCAUGGAGGGUGCGCUCUGUAAGCAAGUACUGUAGGGCUCCAUCCAACAUUGCACAAGUAGACAUCUGCUUCUGUAUCAGAUUUUCCUGCCUUCUUCCUGCAUGGCCCCCAAAAUUUGCUUUAGAGCAGGCAUGAGCAAACAGGUGUUUUGGACUUCAACUCCCACAAUUCCAAACAGGUGGAAGGCUGUUAGGAAUUGUGGGAGUUGGAGUCCAAAACUCCUGGAUGGCCGAAGUUUGCCCAUGCCUGCUUUAGUGGGUAUCGAACUCUGAAAGCAGAUUUCAUGGAAGACUAUGGCUUGAGGUCAGGGGAAGAAGUGCUUCAUUGGUGGUUGCCAUUCUUUUUCAUUAGUGAGUAGAUACUGUUGGAUUUCAUCAGAAUAGCUGCCAUUGAGUCUUAAACUAUUAGCAUUUGUGUAUGUAUAAACUUAUCAUUUAUAGUCUCAGAAUGAGCAGGUUGUUAUUUUCCCACAAUAUUCUUCCUAUUUUGCACAAUCCCUCAGACACUGCUUGAAAGGUUUUCUCACUGAUGAAAAUAGACGAUGCCCUAGGAAUGUAUCGUGUUUUUCACUGUGGAAAAAUAGAGCGCAUGAUCCUAGAGUAAGUGAUAUUUCCCCCAUUUUGGAAAACCCCCACUACUCUUGUCACAGCCUGGUUUAGAUGGGGAGACUGAAAUUAAGAAUUCAUGGCAUCUGAGCUGAGCAGGGACAAUAAACCUGUGGCCUUCCAGAUGUUGAACUUGCAACAUCCUUCAUCUCAAACCAUUGGCAAUGUUGACUGAGGUCAAUGGGAGCUGAAGUCAAAAACUAUCUGGAGGUUCACACUUUCCCAAGCCCUGCUAAUUUAGUUCCUUCAUUGCCAGCUAAGAUCCUAUACUCUCAGAGCUUUUGUCUUCCUCUUAUUUCUCUAAGACUUGAGCCUAAACUGAUUUGGCAGCUAUUUGCAUCCUUCAUUCUGCUUUUUUAAAAAAUUGGCUCAGCUCACCUUUGUCUCCGGUGCUUAUUUACCGUACAUUUAGUAUUCCCCGUCACAGCUCUUUUGUAAAGAAACACAGAACACUUAAGGCAAUACCUUUAUACCAAUUCCUGGUAACGAACAUAGAGGCAUUCAGUUUACACCGAAUUCUCCUGGCCAACAGAUUCCUGUGUCACUCAAAAGCUUGCGUCCAGACAUCAAAAGAGACUCUAACAAACAGGAGAGAGAUCUUCCUUCUAAUCAGUUUUUUUGCUUGUACUCUCCUAGCACUCUUCUCUUUUGCUGCAGCUAAGAGUUUUAUAUUAACCUGGAACUGAAUGUCAUCGGUGUGCCAUGCGUGUGCUACCGGAGGAACCAGAGACUUCUGUCCCUACUACAGCACUGUCUCACUUCAUCUUAAACUUGUGUUUGUUUCUCAGAUCAGCUUCAUUUCUCAAUGGCUUUUCCCUUGGAAAAGGCUCUUUUGUGCUCACUCAAGUCUGGACUGUUCCAAGUUUUCAGGUAGUAGCUUCUGCUAUGGGAGCUUUUUUUUAUUACGCAGAGUGCUACAUUAUCAUGGCUGCCUUUGCUCUGUCCCUCAUUGAGGUAUGGGGGAAGGGAAAGCAAUCUCAAGAAACUGCCAACACUUUUCCGGCAUUGGGAUGGGAAGGGGCCCGCGAAAAAGCCCUCAAAGUUUCCCUUCCUGAAAUUGUUUAUUUGAAAUAAAUUGUGAAUUUCUAAUUUUAAA